Molecule: messenger RNA, 4745 nt
Organism: Monomorium pharaonis (pharaoh ant)
Lineage: Eukaryota; Metazoa; Arthropoda; Insecta; Hymenoptera; Formicidae
Exons: 7
Coding region: 307-1482 (391 amino acids)
Biological process (GO): sensory perception of taste
Cellular component (GO): axon; membrane; neuronal cell body
Source: RefSeq, a predicted model, not a curated record
AAUUGUGUAUAUUUGUCAUAUAAUAUUAAUAAGAAUUUUAAUAUAAAGUUAUACAAAUAUUUGAAUAAGAAUGUAUGAUAAGGUUGAAUGCCCGGAAAUUAAAACCAUUUCGUUCUUAUUGACACUAAUGUUAGAAGAUAUAGAUCGAUUGUCGUUGAGUAUGUUUAUAGAGAAAUUAAAUAGUGUUUAGUGCUAAUGCAUUCAUUAAUAAAUUAUUAUGUCGCCUUGCUAAGAUAGGAGUGUAAUAUGUCGUUUCAAUAAAGUUUAACAGACAUACGUUGUCAGUUUGUAGUAAGAACUAUAAUAAUGAUGAACACAGUUACUACCAUGGAACAAGCUAUACAUCCUUUAGUCUUGACCUUUAAUAUUCUCGGUUUAGGUGUUCACAUUCCAGAAAAACUUUAUAUAAGUAUUUUCUAUAAUGUGACAUUGUGGAGUGCUUACAGUUACCUUUUAUAUUAUAUAAUAAUUACAUUUGAAUUAGAAAUGUUGUUUCUAGCAACUUUUACGGCAAUUAAUAAUGUGAUUAGUUUUCUAAUCAGUAUUAUAUCCAUGAUUAUGAAUUUAUAUCAACAUAAGAUGUUCAAGAAAAGACUUGCUGCUGUAGACGAUACAUUGGAAGAAUUAGGCACUUGUAAAAUAUAUCAAAAAUUGCAUAUAUUUAUAAAAAGGGUAUUAAUUGGAUGGCUAGUGUGUACCCAAAUAAUGAAUAUAAAUGAUAUGAUGUGGUGGUUACGUACACAGGAUCACUGGUAUUCAAUUAUACCUUACAUUGUGAACCACUAUAUACAUGUCAAUAUGCUUGUAGCUUUAUUAUUUAUAACUUUUUUAUGGUAUAUUGGUACCAGAUUUGACAAAUUAAAUGAACACAUAAGAAAUUUAUUGUUGGGAAAGGAACACAAUGUAAGAUACACAUGGAGGAAAGCAGUAUGGACCAGUAAUCAAUACAUUAUGUGUAUUAACAAUUAUAAGCAUGUUUUGUGGACAACAAUGCAUCUUCAUUUGGAAUUAUGUCAACUCGUUCGUGAAUUAAAUGCUAUGUUUGAAAUACAGAUGACUAUGGAGAUGGUAGCUCAUUUGAUAUUUCUGACAAGAUUAUUUCGUUUCUUUAUCGUACAUAUAACAAUGGACGUUUUUAUAUUAUCGCUAGCAGAUUGGAUUGAUGUUUAUUUAUGGGUGUUUUUAUAUAUAGCUAAGCUUUUCUGCUUAAAUUAUAUUUGCGAAAGUGUUAGCGCUAAGUCUAAUGAAAUGAAUACAAUAAUUCAACGAUUGACAGAUUUCCUUCAAUAUGCCGACGUUCGUGACGAGAUUUAUCAAUUUACGUUGCAAAUAAGACGUCAUCCAUUGAAAUUAUCUGGACUGGGUCUCUUCUAUUUUGGCAAUGGUUUUCUUCGAAAAUUUGUCAUGUCAGUUUUGACAUUUGUGAUUAUCAUAAUUCAAACACCUGGCGCAUUUAAAGUAUUUACAUACAUGGGAUUUUAAGAAUCUGUUCAACUUGAUAUUCCUCGAAGGUAUGAUAUAUUACAAUAUGAUAAAUUAUAUGGAAGCUGUUGUUUGCAAAAAUGUAUAUUCUCAUUAUAUUUAUAUUUCAUCAACAUUGUCUAAAUUGAAAUUUUAUGAUAUCAAUGCCCAAAUGUCUCAUGUUUUAUUAUGUAACGACUUCAAGAUAUGUAUUUCUUUAACAACGGUAACAUGAAAAUAGAAUCAAAACUUUGUUGAAAUUAAAAAAUUAUAUACACAGAUAAAAAUCAUGGUAAAUUAUUUACUUCUUUAUGCUCCACCUUAAAAAUUUUGGUAUUAAAUAAUCCAAAUUUUAAUAAAUUUAUAUUCUAGUAAUAAUUUAUAGUUUAUAUAAAAAAUUAUACAAUAUUGGACAUAUUACUUUGAUCAUUUCGGAGAAUAUUUUUUGUUAACUUUGAUUUACGCUUUCUACUCUAAGAAGUCAAACAUCGCAAAUAAAACAAUUAAAACAACAUGUUAAUAAACAAAUGUUAUAAACAAAGUAUUAAACCAUUAUAAAGUUUAAAAGAAAUAAAUGAAUUUAUAUAUAUAGAAAAAAGUAUACUAAUACGAUAUAUAAGUUAAUAUUAUCAAAUAAAAAAUCAAAUAUAUUUGCAAUAUACAAUAUGUACGUAAAUUAUGAAUAUCGAUUGAAUUAUUCACCGCAUGCAAUAAUGAUUCAUCUCUUUUGAAAAUGGAUCGAUCAAUUUUAAUAUAAGUAAGUGGUGAAUGAAGUAUAUUGCAUUUACGAAGAUCUGCUAUUAUUAAAUUUUAAUACAAUCGUAAUACUCUAAAUGAACUUAACAGACAGUAUGUACAGACAGUUAGUAUGAACUUUCUAUAGUGAAUAGUCAUGAUGAUUACUAUCCAAUAAGUAUUGCAUUUUUUUAAAAUUAUAUGUUACAUUAUUGAUUUAGACUUUUAUCCAAAAACGCAGUCAAAAAUUAGAUAAAAUAUAAAUGGACGUCUUUUGUAUUGUUUGAUGAUUUGAUUUUUUUACCCUCUUUAUUAUAUAAUAACUCUUAUUACAAUCAGAGUACUUUACGAACACAAUCUUUGUAUAUACUCAGGAAAUUAACAUGCUUACGUCGAUUAUAUCUGCAUUAUAAGUCAUUAUCAUCGAAACGUAUAUUUGUAUAAUUCAGUGUAUUUAUCUAGAGUAUCCCCCAUAGAUUUAAAAACACUGUUUUUAAAGUUGCAAAAAGAAUUCAUCUUACAACAAGACAAUGUCUCAAAACAUACAUUACACCUUUCCAAAAAUUAUUUGCAAUUAUCAAAAAUUUUACAAAAUAAAGAAUAACCCGCUCUAUCCCUAUAUUAUAAUCCAAAUAGAAUUAUUACGUGCUGAAUUAAAUAGGAAGAGAAAUGAUUAUAGCCAAGAUCAUAACCCAAUUUAAUUAUUAAGAAUUCAAUCAGAGAGGCAAAUCACAAGUAAACUACAGAAGUUCUCCAGCAAGGACGAAAACGUAUCCAAACUGAAUUCUUGCAAAACUAAAUUCUUGAUCCGUCGUAGAAUACACAAAGCAGUGAUUAAGGCAAAAGACAGUUACUUCUCAGAAACAUAAAAAUUGAUGAAAGUUCUUUCUUCUAAGAAAUCAUUCGAGAAUGUAUAUAGAGUAAAUACUUAUUAUGAAACACUUUUUAUAUUUCCGUGAAUAGUAAAUUUUAACUUCAAAUUUGUACGCGUUUUUUAUAGUUAGUAUAUUUAAAUUUUAACACUAAAAUGUAAUAACGGUUUACAGGAAUACUAGAGAUUUCGAGAUUUACGACAAUAAAUUUUGUAAAACAAAAUCUUUUUAUUCUUUUAUAGAUUUGAAAAUUCUUUUCUAGAAUUAAAGUAUGCGCAUUACUAUCAGUUUAGAUUAUGGAGUUUAGCUUAUUCGAAAACAAACAAUUCAAUUUAAAACUAAAAAUUACUCUUCCUAAUCAAAGACAUAUAAAAACUGAUCAGAUUUUGAUAUUCAUUUUUAAGACAAUAACAUUUAUUUAAAAAAAUAGCGUUUAUUAAAUAAUUGAAUGUCUUUUAUUAAGCACAUGUCUUAUUAGGCAUCCUUACCCUAUAUGUAGCAAUAAAUGUAGCAAAUUAAAUGAACCUAAAUAAUGAACAUUUUAAUCAUAGAUUCACCAGUUUACUUUGCAAAUAAUGUAUCUGUUUGCGGGAGUUUGAUUUGCGCGGCUAAAGUAUGGGAGUCGAGACUAGGGAAUAGGUAUCGAGACUAGGUAGUAGGAGUCGAAGUAGAUAUAACGGGAGAAAAUGUAAUAGCAGAAAAAAGGGGUAAGUGUACAAUAAAAAAAAUUUCACUGUGAGCAUUGGAACAUUGAUUACCCAACGGUAUCAUUAAUUAAAAUUUACUAGAAUAGAUUUCUUCUACUUUGGGGCAAUUCAAUUUUUCAAAAAGUUAAAUGCAUUUUUAAUCUUUUUUUUAUUAUUUGAUGUUAAAUCGUAUUUAUAAUAGGGGUUUUAAAAACAAUCAAAUCAUUGUUAAUAUUCCUUUCUUUACAAAUUAUUUAUAACUUAUAUUUCAACAUUUUACUCUUUUGAAUAUAAUUUUUACACAAUAUAAACUACUUAAUAUUUUUUAUUUUAGUUUUGCGUUUUGUUGUAACUUUUGUAAUUAUUUAAAGACAAAUAAAUAUACCUUAACAAUUUGUAAGUAUAAGAUAAUUUUUCCUCAAGGAAAUAGCAAAGUUGAUAUCUUGUUAAACCGAAUAUCUGACUUGUGAAUUAAUCAAAAUUAUUUUUCACAAUUGUUUAAAUAACACUCUUAAACUAAUGUACGAAUAAUAAUUAAACAGUAUUAUAAAACUUUAUGAAAAAAUCCGGCAAAUACGCACACAUAAUUAGUGUUAUAUAUGGGUAUAUACCUGUACAUAAAUUAAAAAUUAAAAAAUUAAUCGCCUGGUAUCUUCUAUGCUUCAUAAUUUUUAACAAAUAAAAAUUAUAAAUAUUCAUAAUAAUAUUAAUAAAUUACAUUUUGUAAUUACUUAUAAUAAAUAAGUUUUCAAUUUUUCUUAUUUGUAGGUAAUCCAUAUCAUUGAUCACAGAAGCUUAUUAGUUCAUAAAUUAAUUCUUCAAACAAAACAUAUAUUGUUACUUAAUUUUUGUAUGUCAUAAAAUUUUAAUAAAAAUUUCAAUAGAAUAUUAAAUACUUUAAUUUAGAAAAAAGACUAUGUUUAUAUCGAUAGUUGUUAGUGUAAGAUAAUUCAAAUGGAUGUCGUCUGGUAUAUUUACAAAAAAAAAAAAA